Linum trigynum is the source of this 365-nucleotide messenger RNA. The record is from the annotation of a GenBank genome assembly. NCBI's taxonomy places the organism in Eukaryota, Viridiplantae, Streptophyta, Magnoliopsida, Malpighiales, Linaceae.
GCCAGAAACGUGAAAUCGCAAGGAUUGGAGUCCAAGAUGUCGCUGUGGUUCGUACCGCUUAGCAACUUGAAGUCCAGCGUCUUCAAUUCCUGUGGAAUCGAGCUCUGGCAGCACCCGAUUCCGGAGCAGACAACCGACGACAAGUUCGAAGCAGUAGCCAGAAUCCGCCGCGAGGCAUUGGCGGUGGAGACGUCGUCGCAGAAGGAGAUGCAGCGACUGCCGAAGCUACCCGCGACAUCUUUCAUGAACGUAAUGGUGUUGCAGCCAAACACCGUGAGCUGGUUGCGGACGUUGGAGAAUUGGAAGGGUCCAUCGCCAAGGUUGAUGGACUGGUUGAAACAGUAGUCCUAAGUUCUAUUUAUCAA